CUUCUCUAGAAAUCUUAGAGUAGGUGCUCCUUGAAGUCCUUUGUUUAUCAUCUAUUGAAUAUUUGCAGUCUCUUUCUAAUGAGUGCCAAGACCUCUUCUUUGUACUAGGAUAGAGCGAUUGAUUGACCUAUCGAGUACUACCCGACAUUUAAGCUUGAGCUUUUAACGUUGUGAGAGAUAGAGUUGGAUUGAUAGUGACCUAAAUUUGAAUGAGCGAUUUGACGAGAGUCAGUUGGCUCUAUUGACGAUCAAAUGGCAUCAAUUUCUAGCAAUGAUAUGAACAAUACCCGCACUUUUCUUCAUUACGAUAUUUUUGCCAUAAUUUGUCGGGAGCUGGUAAGGCAAAGAGAUUGCGAAACUUGGCACCACUGUAUCGAAGCAGGCGGUUCUCUUGCGAUAGCUGCUCUUGAGAGUGCUGGUUUAGAUGAUUUUCAGGACAUUAUCUUCAAGGUCCAAAAGCCCAGCCAAGAAACUGCUCUCAAACUGUUUAAUGUCUUAUAUGAAAGGCAUAAACGAGGAAAUGACGAUAAACCCCUGGAAUUUGAGUUCUGUAAAACGGCGAGCAAGUGGCUUACACUUUCCGUGAAAUGCGAAUUCAGACAGCUCAUCGAAAGGAUCGUCCUGAUCCCUGGUAUCGAAGAAUUUUCGUUUUUGGGAGCUAUAGCCAACGCAGCUGUUGUUGAGUGGGAUGAUCUUUUCCAAGAAUGGCUCGAACGAGAGAACAACCUUAUGCGCAACAAUCUCCAGCGCUAUCAAUUUGCGUUCUCUCUCGCCCUAAUUCUGCUCUACAAAUCGCCAUUGAAGCCUUACUUUUCCAAAAUUAUCUUGAAUGAGAUUCGGGCCAAUCCCGCGGUGUCACGUUGCCCAAGGGCGACCACCAUAAAGGCCAUUAUCAGACGUAUACAAGAAACAACAGACAAUGGCAAAAUCGCCAGUGUCAGUGACCGGACAGCUCUCACAGUUAACCUUAAAGCCGGCCAUGUACAACUGCUACGCAAAACGAAAUGUCUUUUGGAGUCUUACGAUCGUCAUUUUGGGGCGUAUUUCUCUUUAUACUAGGGUCCGAAGGUCG
Aspergillus uvarum CBS 121591 is the source of this 1072-nucleotide messenger RNA. RefSeq lists its product as uncharacterized. Lineage: Eukaryota; Fungi; Ascomycota; Eurotiomycetes; Eurotiales; Aspergillaceae. The transcript is spliced from 3 exons. The record is from RefSeq and is a predicted model, not a curated record. Bases 253 to 1059 code for a protein of 268 amino acids.